Molecule: messenger RNA, 1952 nt
Organism: Schistosoma bovis
Lineage: Eukaryota; Metazoa; Platyhelminthes; Trematoda; Strigeidida; Schistosomatidae
Source: the annotation of a GenBank genome assembly
AUCAUAAUGAGACCUUGUAUUUUUGUCAAACAUAUAAAAUAGUCCUUGUGUUUGCGCUUUGGAAUAAACAAUUUUUCAUUCACACGCGUGUAUUGCAUGUUUUAAAGCAAAUGCAUUGAAUAGGAUGUUAAGUGCUUUGGUGCUAUAAUGUUGUGUUUAUUUAUUUUUACAUUUUUACAGACCACACAAGAUAAUUUUUCCAAUUUAAAUCUCAGUAGGUACUUUGCCUGAAGAGGGUAUCUCUGUAGAUAUGAAGCUUUUCAGAGAAGCUAUGAAUUUAAUAUUGAAAGCUUACAGACGAUAUCCGUACAAUGAUGUUUUGGUCGUUUGUCAAACUCAUCUGUGUACAUUCAAAUCACCAUUCAACAUCAUACAAUGUUUUGUUAGGCCCGAUGGUUUUUUAGAUCCAUCAACGUACUUAGUUUCAUCUAGAAAGCCAAUGUACAAAGCAGUUAUUUUUGAUAAAGAUGGAACUAUUAUUUGCUUUAACUCAAUGUGGAUGCCUUGGGCACGGACUAUUGCAAAAAACAUUUCUAGUGACAUUGCUCGGGAUAUAGGUUUCGAGAUAUUGACUACUCUUGGGUGCUGCCCAAAAACUCACAUUAUCAAUCCAGGUGUUUUAGCUGAAGGUACUGAAGAACAAAUAAUAACCGCUCUGACAAACUUGUUAGUUUCUCACGGCAUUACAAGAAGCAUGGCUCAGUCCAUUGUGUCUAAGCAUGUAAAAGCAUUAUCACUUUCACCUGAGCACGUUGUUCAGUUGACUGAUAUGAAAAGCAUGUUAACUACUUUGAGACAGCACUCAAUCAAGACCGCUAUUUGCACAUCCGACAGUCGCAAAGGAACAGUACAAGCUCUGGCAGUUUUAGAUGUUUUACAUCUAUUAGAUGUUAUUGUGUGCGGUGAUGACCCUGGUAGACUUCCGAAACCGCAUCCAGAUAACGCGGAAUUCAUAUGUAAGGAACUCCAUGUGUCACCUGAAGAAACAGUUAUGAUAGGAGAUACCUCGACGGACAUUGCUUUUGCAAAAAUUAUCGGAAAAAACGUCUCCUGAUCUAGCAUGUACAUUUUUGAACAUACUGGGUUACUCUUCUGAGACGCGAAAAAUAUCUAAUGGCAUUUUAGCUGAAGGAUCUACGGUGUUUAUUGAAGAGUGCCUGCGCUAUUUGCUCAUACUAAAAGGUUACGGAGUCAAGGAGUCUGACCAGAUAGUAAACCAGAUAUGGAUCUGUCCAAGCUCUAUACCAGGUAUAACUAUAUCUGAUACAGUUGAAACAGUUAAGAAACUUAGGGAAAUCGGUCUACAAGUAGCUAUAAAUAGUUCAGACAGCCGAAAAGCCUGCAACGAUUUCUUGUUAAACCUAAAAUUGCAUGACUACAUAAAUAUCAUAGUGUCGGCUGAGGAUGCAGGUUGUCACCCAAAACCUUUACCACAUACUGUGCUUCAAAUCAUUGACAAAGUUGGAUGUAAACCUGAAGAAACAGUCAUUGUCGGUGAUACACCUGCAGACUUAAUGUCCGGUCGAUCGGCUAAGGUUGGCCUUACUGUUGGACUGUUAUCUGGAUUUUCAUCGGCAACCGAUCUAGUCUCCUAUUCAGACCUAAUUUUACCAAACUUAUCUCAUCUCCCUAAUAUAUUCAUUGAUUAAAGGUAGUUUGAAGGAAGAAAUAAAACAAUCCAUAAAAGGAUGGUACAAAAUCAACAAAUUCAUUGUGUCAUAUUUUUUUAAAGUUAUGAAUACUUCUUAGAAACUUUAUUCAAUUCUGAUUUCAUUUCCUUUGUACUUUAUACCACAAAAGAUGUAAACUUAUUUUAUAAUUCCUUCUUCCGAAAUAUCUUCCUUGAAAUUUUUUUGAUGACAGUAAUAACCAUUUUUCAAUUAUUUCCGAUGACGGUUGUUAUGGAUAAUUUAGAUAUCAAGUUGAUUGAUGCUAAUAAAAGCAUUCUACCU